AUGUUUGCCGGUCUGCCGUAUGCGUUGAGCAAGAAUACCCAGGCUUACCAGGCCACCGCCAUCUCUUUCAUCCGCACGCUGGACCCCAACAACCAUGGUCUGGACUUUGCCAAGUGGCCGAGAUACUCUGAAGAGGGCUUGGAGACGUAUAACUUCAAGGAAAGCGGGCCUGAUGUGACCAGGGACGACUGGCGUGUUGAGGCUAUACAGUACAUCACCGACCACCCUGACUCUUUCUUGCUUUAG
Molecule: messenger RNA, 246 nt
Organism: Colletotrichum abscissum
Lineage: Eukaryota; Fungi; Ascomycota; Sordariomycetes; Glomerellales; Glomerellaceae
Product: carotenoid ester lipase
Exons: 1
Coding region: 1-246 (81 amino acids)
Source: RefSeq, a predicted model, not a curated record